Messenger RNA from Drosophila santomea, 707 nucleotides. RefSeq names its product biogenesis of lysosome-related organelles complex 1 subunit 1 (gene Blos1). Gene Ontology annotation, biological process: endosomal transport. Bases 95 to 538 code for a protein of 147 amino acids. The record is from RefSeq and is a predicted model, not a curated record. NCBI's taxonomy places the organism in Eukaryota, Metazoa, Arthropoda, Insecta, Diptera, Drosophilidae. The transcript has 2 exons. Gene Ontology annotation, cellular component: BLOC-1 complex.
UAUCGGAUUUGGUUCAGCUUUAGCUCAACAGCUGAUUUGUUGUGUUUUGACAAAAAUUGUUUUUUCUUUGGAUUUGAUUAUAAAAAGCGUCAUUAUGUUAACUUCCAUGGUUAAGGAGCACCAUAAGGAGCAGGCAAAGCGAAAACAGGAGCAGGAGGUGCGUCGAAAGGAGGCUAUAGAAGCGUCCAAUGAGCUUACCCAGUCUCUGGUGGACACCCUAAAUGUGGGCGUGGCUCAGGCCUACUUGAACCAGAAGCGCCUGGACGCCGAGGCCAAGCAACUGCACUUGGGCGCAACCAAUUUCGCCAAGCAGACCCACCAAUGGCUGCAACUCAUCGACCAAUUCAGCACUGCCCUAAAGGAUCUUGGCGAUGUGGAGAACUGGGCCCGCAGCAUUGAGGGGGACAUGCAUGCGAUUAACCAGACCCUAGAGCUGGCCUACAAAGCCUCCAGAGCUACACAGACAUCGAGUGGAGCUGGAACAGCCUUGGAGGCCUCAACUUCAGCGUCGAAAAACGCAAAUGCCAGUGCUACAUGAGCGUUUUCCAUAAACUGUUUUAUAUUGCACUUGUAUUCUGCAAAGAUCCAUUUAGUAAAUGUAAGCCCAUGCAAACCAAGUUACUCUUAGAUAAACUGAAAUUUAAAUUAGCUUAAGUAAAUAAUAUACGCGACCAACCAAUUCAAUAAAACACCCAUUCACAAGUAAA